UCAAACAAAAACGUUUUUUGAGAAAGAUGACUUGUGAAAUCUGUGAACAAAGUUGGCUAUUCAAGGAUACUGAAUGAAAGACAACAUGCCUUACAAGGGACACUUAUCUUGAAGGGGUGACACUGUGCUCCUAAACUGAAACACAGGCACUGUAAAAACACUGAUCCUGACAAGAUUUUAGGAACUGCAUCAGAAUGUUUGUUAGUCCCAGAAAAGUUAGAAAAUGCCAUUUUUUGCAGAUAGUUGCCACUUGCUUCAUACUGUGUCUCAUGAUUUUUUGGGGACCAUUUGAUAAUCACAUUGUGAGCCAUAUGAAGUCCUAUUCAUACAGAUACCUCAUAAAUAGCUACCAUUUUGUGAAUGACAGCCUGUCUGUCAACAGGGAUAACUUGGACAGAGUAUCAAGAUACCAGUACUUGAUCAACCACAGAGAGAAAUGUGAGCAGCAGGAUGUCCUUCUCCUGUUGUUUGUGAAGACUUCUCCUGAAAAUCGUCAUCGGAGGGAUGCAAUUAGACAAACUUGGGGUAAUGAGAAGUAUGUUCGCUUGCAACUUAAUGCCAAUAUUAAAACUCUCUUUGCUUUAGGACGACCAACAGAUCUGCAGCAAACACGGCUGCAAAGAGAACUUCAUCUUGAAGACCAGAAAUACAGUGAUUUGAUUCAGCAAGACUUCUUGGAUACUUUUCACAAUCUUACUCUUAAAUUGCUUUUGCAGUUUAGCUGGGUGAAUGCCUACUGUCCUCAUGCCAGGUUCAUUAUGUCUGCAGAUGAUGAUAUAUUCAUCCAUAUGCCAAAUCUUGUUGCCUAUCUCCAAAGUCUAGCACAAAUGGGUGUUCAGGAUCUCUGGAUUGGUCGUGUCCAUCGUGGAUCCCCUCCGGUACGAGACAAGAGUAGCAAAUACUACGUUCCAUACGAAAUGUACCAGUGGCCCUCUUAUCCUGACUACACAGCUGGAGCUGCAUAUGUGGUAUCAAAUGAUGUAGCAGCUAAAGUAUAUGAGGCUUCAUUGACUCUCAAUACAAGUCUUUAUAUAGAUGAUGUUUUCAUGGGUCUCUGUGCCAAUAAAAUGGGACUUGUACCACAAUACCAUGUAUUUUUUUCUGGGGAAGGAAAGGCUCCAUAUCAUCCUUGCAUUUAUAACAAAAUGAUGACAUCUCAUGGACAUGUGGAUGAUCUUCACCAGCUCUGGAAGCAGGCUACAGAUCCCAAAGUUAAAAGAAUGGCUUCAGGAAUUUGGGGUAGAAUAUACUGCAGACUUAUCAAUAUUAUGCUUCUCUGUAAACUAUACUAUGAGGACACAUAUCCUUGUUCAGCUGCAUUUUCUUAA
This is a messenger RNA of Calypte anna (Anna's hummingbird), 1328 nucleotides long. RefSeq names its product UDP-GlcNAc:betaGal beta-1,3-N-acetylglucosaminyltransferase 5 (gene B3GNT5). Bases 195 to 1328 code for a protein of 377 amino acids. NCBI's taxonomy places the organism in Eukaryota, Metazoa, Chordata, Aves, Apodiformes, Trochilidae. The record is from RefSeq and is a predicted model, not a curated record. Gene Ontology annotation, biological process: brain development. The transcript has a single exon. Gene Ontology annotation, cellular component: membrane.